Molecule: messenger RNA, 2584 nt
Organism: Ahaetulla prasina
Lineage: Eukaryota; Metazoa; Chordata; Lepidosauria; Squamata; Colubridae
Gene: PLD3
Product: phospholipase D family member 3
Exons: 13
Coding region: 34-2520 (828 amino acids)
Molecular function (GO): catalytic activity
Source: RefSeq, a predicted model, not a curated record
AAGGGGGGGGGCGAUCGAGCCGGAUCAGACGGAAUGCCCGGCUCUUUCGCCGCCUUUGCUCCGCGUCUGUCCCAGGAAAGCCGCCGGCCCGCCCGCCCGCCCGCCCGAUCCCUCGGAGCCACUUCCAGCGGGGGGAGGAGGGGGCGGGGGUCCCCUCUUGGCUCCCCGGAGGGACGGAACCAGCCUGGCAGCGGGCGGGACUUGGCUGCUUCGGGCGGGGCGAGCGAGCGAGCGAUCCGACGCGUUGGGCUGCCCGGGAAGUCGAGCUGUCCGCUGUACGGUGCGCGAGGGGCGGCGGGUCCGGACCCGGAACGAGGGGAAUCGGGGGUCGCGACUGGCACGUCCCGCGUGGCGUGGCGGCAGUCGCCGCCGAGUCCGCCGCUCAGUGGCCAGCGCCGGGAGGGCGCCGGGUCCCGCGGGGAGGAGCGCGGCGUGAUGCUGCCGGUGGGCGCUUUACCUCCGGCUCUGCGUCCCUGCCGGAGCUGGAGUACGGAGACCUCCCCUCGGAGGAGCCGGGCAACAGCUGGAGGCGGAGGGGGCUGCCGAAGUCGCGUCUUGCCGGGCAGCUUGCCGGAGAAAGCCGCUGGGAGCCCCGGGAGGGCAGCCGUGGCGAGACAAGGAGCCCUCCCCGGCCCUCCCUCCGUCGAGGCCGUCGGAGGGACGGUCUCGCCGCGGCUUGCCCGGGCUGCUGGCUUGACUCCGAGUCGCUUGGCGGGGGCGGCCACGCGGCCCGAGGAAGUCGGGUUGGCAGGGCCGGCGCGGCGUUGCAUGCGGCAGGUUGAUGCUGUCGGCGGCGGGAGAUGCCCAGUGCCUCCCCUCACACUAACCUCGGAAGGAGCCCCCCAGAAUUCCUGCCCAAGUUUCCUUGAUUUGCAGAACAGCCUCCCAGCCUUGCAAGGCCUGUUCCUCAAAACUCUUUCCCACUCAGGAGGAUCUGAGGAAAUGACGCCCCCAGUUGCGUACCAGAAGCUCAAGACACUGGAGAGCUCUCAGGAGCUGCUGCCCCUGGCCGAGCAGCCCGGCCAGACUCUGCGCCAGUUCCAUGGCUCUGCACUGGGGAGGCCCUGCCACAGUGCCUCCGGGCUGCGUCCUGCAGAGCCACCCAGCCAAUCUACGUCCAUCCUGUCCUGGGAUUUCCAGUGCAUGCUGGUGAUGGCCAUUUUAUCCACUGUGCUGGUGGUGGUCCUGGUGGUCCACUCCUUCUUCUUUCCCUUGCACGGUUUGGCCACGUUAGGGCAUGUGGCAUCGGUCCCACAUGUGGAUCACAGGUGCAGCGACUCGUGCAGGAGUGUGCUGGUGGAGAGCAUCCCUGAGGGACUCACAUACGAUGACAACAGCACACUCGGCCCUUCCACUUUUGAGACUUGGCAAAGCCUUCUGAGAAAUGCAAGGAGCUCGGUGGACAUCGCCUCUUUCUACUGGACUCUCAGCAACCAGGAUACCCAUACCCAUGAUCCUUCAGCCAGCCAGGGGGAGGAAAUACUGACUGAGCUGCUGCAUGCUACCAGGCGAGGGAUUGUGUUGCGGAUAGCAGUCAACCCGCCUUCCACCCGGAUGCCCAGUACCGACCUUCAGCUCCUCGAGAAGAGUGGAGCCCAGAUCCGCCAAGUGGACCUACCCAGGCUGACCCGGGGAGUCCUGCACACCAAAUUCUGGAUUGUGGACCAGCUACACAUUUAUCUUGGCAGUGCAAAUAUGGACUGGCGUGCCCUUACACAGGUAAAGGAGCUCGGGGCAGCUGUCUACAACUGCAGCUGUCUGGCCCAGGACUUGGGGAAGAUGUUUGAGGCCUACUGGAUCCUCGGGCUGCCGAACACCACCAUCCCAUCACCCUGGCCAGCCAAUUACUCCACCACCUACAACAAGGAGACGCCCCUGGAGCUGGAGCUGAAUGGCACAGAGGCUGCCGUCUACUUUUCGAGUGCCCCCCCAGCCUUGUGUGCCACCGGGCGGACAGACGAUCUCCAGUCCCUGCUGAGCAUCAUUGAAGGGGCCCAGGAAUUUGUCUAUGUGUCUGUGAUGAGUUACUUGCCCACCAUGGAGUUCUCCCACCCCAGAAGGUUCUGGCCAGCCAUCGAUGACCACUUCCGGAAAGUGGCCUACGAGAAGAGAGUCCGCCUCCGCCUCCUGGUUGGCUGCUGGAGACACUCCAAGCCAAACAUGUUCCCCUUCCUGCGCUCCUUAGCUGCCCUGCAGGACAACCACACCCACUACAGCCUGGAAGUGAGGCUCUUUGUGGUGCCUGCAAAUGAGACGCAGGGCAAGAUCCCCUAUGCCAGAGUGAACCACAGCAAGUUCAUGGUUACAGACAAGGUGGCUUACAUUGGAACCUCCAACUGGUCCGGGGACUACUUCCUGCACACGGCAGGCUCUGCCCUGGUGGUGUCUCAGAGGCCGGCCGGGGACCAAGCCACCCUCCGGAAGCAGCUGCAGCGCAUCUUUGAGCGGGACUGGAACUCCAGAUACAGCCGGGAGCUGGAGCCCCAGGGCCAGGGGGAGCCUCUCUGCAGCGCUCGCUAGAGCCCCGCCUGGCGGCCCGGGAGAGGAGCCUUCGUCCCCAGCACCACCACCACCACCACCACCC